AUGGCGCUGCCGUUCAUCGUGCAGUGGUUGCAGCUGCAGACAGAAAGAGAAUUCCGCGAGCACCGCGAUGCUUUCUCGAUGCCCGAGGAGAUGUUCCGCCUGCGGUACCGCUUGAUGAAGGACAUGGCGCGAUGGCUGUGCGAAGAGCUUCGCCAGGACCCGGAGAGGCGGCGUACUGGGACGCGAACCGCCACGACCGUCGAGCAGCAAGUGCUUUGCGCCCAUCGUUUCUUCGCUACGGGCAGCUACCAGAGCGCGAUCGCAAGCGACGAGGAUUUGGCGACGAGCCAGUCAAGUGUGAGUCGCUCGAUUCACGCUGUCGUCGAAGCGAUUGUCGAGCGCCUCGGCGAUGAGUGGAUCGCCUUCCCUGCCAGAGCCCAGGAACUGGCCGCGGCGAAAGAAGGCUUUGUCAACGUGGACGCAAGGUUCGCAGGCUGUAUCGGGGCGGUUGACGGCACGUUCAUUUGUAUUCGGGCGCCGUACGACAGGGACGACAACAACAGAGCCGCGUACUUUUGCCGCAAGGGCUACUACGCUCUCAACGCCAUGGUGGUGUGUGUCGCAACCUUUCGCAUCACUGCGCUGGAGCCCACAUACCCAGGCUCGGUGCACGACGCUUUUGUGUGGAGGGUAUCCACCUUGAGCCGGGAGUUCAGCGCUGGCAGCCGUGACGAGGGUGGCGCAUUCCUGCUUGGUGACAGUGCAUACCCGCUGCAGCCUUGGAUGCUCAACCCCAUCCCCGGAGCACAUCAAGCGAGAUCCGCUGCGGCAGGGCGCUCCAGCAGCUGGCGCCGGUCCGUUGUUCUUGGACCCGGGCGUACUCCAGACCUGGGCCUACUACUGGCUGUCCGGGACGUCUUUGCCUGCCACAUCGGCUCUGCCGCACGCUCCGCUCCGACCAUGCCUGUGUCACUGCUGUCGGCGCGCUCCAGCAGCUGGCGCCGGUCCGUUGUUCUUGGACCCGGGCGUACUCCAGACCUGGGCCUACUACUGGCUGUCCGGGACGUCUUUGCCUGCCACAUCGGCUCUGCCGCACGCUCCGCUCCGACCAUGCCUGUGUCACUGCUGUCGGCGUAA
Molecule: messenger RNA, 1077 nt
Organism: Rhipicephalus sanguineus (brown dog tick)
Lineage: Eukaryota; Metazoa; Arthropoda; Arachnida; Ixodida; Ixodidae
Product: putative nuclease HARBI1
Exons: 5
Coding region: 1-1077 (358 amino acids)
Source: RefSeq, a predicted model, not a curated record